Messenger RNA from Hermetia illucens (black soldier fly), 2104 nucleotides. RefSeq names its product calreticulin. The transcript is spliced from 4 exons. Gene Ontology annotation, biological process: protein folding. The coding region runs from base 142 to 1362 and encodes 406 amino acids. NCBI's taxonomy places the organism in Eukaryota, Metazoa, Arthropoda, Insecta, Diptera, Stratiomyidae. Gene Ontology annotation, cellular component: endoplasmic reticulum; endoplasmic reticulum membrane. Gene Ontology annotation, molecular function: calcium ion binding. The record is from RefSeq and is a predicted model, not a curated record.
ACGACCGGACCGAGUAUUCAGUGUUCAGUUUUGAAGGAAGAAAGGUCGAAGGCGGCAUUUCACGCGCGGUCUUAUUCGCUCGUUCAGUUUUCAUUUCCGUAUAGAAAUUCGCGUGGAUUUUAAAGGGAAAUUCGCGAGAAAAUGCGAAGGUGUACAGUUUUGUUGAUGUGCCUAGCGGCCCUUGCAGCCGUACAAUGUGAAGUUUACUACGAGGAAAAUUUCAAAGACGAUUCGUGGGAGAAGGAAUGGAUCUACAGUAAACACCCUGGCAAAGAGUUUGGAAAGUUUGUCAGAACUGCUGGAAAGUUCUAUAAUGAUGCAGAUGCAGAUAAAGGUAUCCAGACCUCUGAAGAUGCCCGAUUCUACGCACUGUCACACAAAUUUUCACCAUUCAGCAACAAAGACAAACCACUCGUUAUCCAAUUCUCUGUGAAACACGAACAGAAUAUCGACUGUGGCGGCGGUUAUGUCAAAGUAUUCGAUUGUUCUUUGGACCAAACUGACAUGCAUGGUGAAAGCCCCUAUGAAAUUAUGUUUGGCCCUGAUAUUUGUGGACCGGGUACCAAGAAAGUUCACGUUAUCUUCAGUUACAAGGGCAAAAAUCAUUUGAUCAAUAAGGAAAUCAGAUGCAAAGAUGAUAUCUACACUCACUUCUACACAUUGAUUGUUAAACCUGACAACACAUAUGAGGUAUUGAUUGAUAACGAAAAAGUCGAGUCCGGUAAUUUGGAAGAUGAUUGGGACUUUUUGCCACCAAAGAAGAUUAAGGAUCCAGAAGCUAAGAAACCAGAAGACUGGGAUGAAAGGGCUACAAUUCCCGACCCAGAUGACAAGAAACCUGAAGAUUGGGAUAAACCAGAACACAUCCCGGAUCCAGAUGCCACCAAGCCUGAAGAUUGGGAUGACGAAAUGGACGGUGAAUGGGAACCACCAAUGAUCGAUAAUCCAGAAUACAAGGGUGAAUGGCAACCCAAACAAAUUGACAAUCCCAACUACAAAGGCAUUUGGAAGCAUCCCGAAAUUGAUAAUCCUGAAUAUACCGCAGAUGAUAACUUGUACUUGCGUAAAGAACUCUGUACCAUUGGCUUUGAUUUGUGGCAAGUCAAGUCAGGCACUAUUUUCGACAAUGUCCUCAUCACCGACGAUGUCGACUACGCUUCCAAACUUGCUGGCAAUGCUAAAACAGUCCAGGACGGUGAAAAGAAAAUGAAAGAUGCUCAAGAUGAGGAAGAAAGGAAGAAGGCCGCCGAAGAAUCAAAGAAGGACGAUGAUGACGAUGAGGACAAGGACGACGAAGAUAAAGACGAUGACGACAAUACCGGCGACGGUGAGGCAGAAGAGGCAGAGCACGAUGAACUGUAAUUGAAAUGCAAUGAUUAGAAUAAGAUCUCUCCAUGCUAGGAUUUAGCAGUGUGUUUCUUCUUCGUUGAAUCAGGAAACCAAACCUUUAUAAAUUUUUUCAUUCAAAUAUCUGAGGGCUUAAAACUGGAAACAUUUGCAAAACACAUGAGAGUUUUUUAGAGUUUACUGAACACCAAUCUCAUUUAACCGUUUGUUGCUCUAAGGGCUUGGAGGUACUAUCUUUCUUCCUGAACAAUAUUAAGGGAAAAAUAUACAUUUUUGUAUAUUUCUAUUUAAAAUAGUAGUAUGUACAAACGAAUCAAACAAUAGAAAAAGUAUAUGGAUAUUUUCUACGAUUGGCACACUUUAUGGUUUCUCCCAUCUUUAUAGUGAUUAUUUAUAUAUAUAAUGAUUCUUUUUGUUGAACACAUAAAUUCAGUUUAUCGCCGGAAAAAGCAACUCGCCAUAAACAAAAAAAUUGUCUUCUUUUUCUAUGAAAAAUUAGUGGUUUUAUACUACUGAAAACUAGUUGUUCGUUCAUUGAAUGAAGAGAGUUGUUUGUUUUUGUGUUCUAAACAAGCACUUCUAUGAAACAGCAAAAAGAAGGAUAUAUGUAUAUGUGAAUGUUUUUGUCAUUUCACUAGUUUUAAAGGAAUUUUUGUAUGACUGAUAUAAUAAAUAAUAACAUGUUUUAGAUGUAAUUUGUACCUACGAUGCGAGUCUGGAAGUGAUACAAUCAAAUAAAAAAAAUACAUAAGUUGAA